AUGAGAAGAUCAGAGUUGAAGAUGAAAAAGAAUCGUGCUGUAAAUUCUCUCCGCACAGGCAACGGAAACGGAAACGGAAACGGCAACGGCCUUCCAAAUAGUUCUCCGGCGAAUAAUUUCGCGAUCAACAUAGACAUGAGUAACAGCGAGCUCCUCCAAAUCGAACCUCUCGAACUUCAGUUCCCAUUCGAAUUGAAGAAGCAGAUCUCAUGUUCCUUGCAAUUAACCAACAAAUCAGAUAAUUCCGUUGCCUUCAAGGUCAAGACGACGAAUCCAAAGAAGUAUUGCGUGAGGCCAAAUACAGGAGUUGUAUUGCCUCAUUCUACUUGUGAUGUCACAGUUACAAUGCAAGCACAAAAGGAGGCUCCACCUGAUUUGCAGUGCAAGGAUAAAUUUCUCCUCCAGAGUGUAGUUGUGAGCUCAGGAGUAACUGCAAAGGAUAUCAAUCCUGAUAUGUUUAGCAAAGAGUUGGGGAACCGUGUUGAAGAAUGCAAGUUGAGAGUUUCAUAUGUUCCACCCCCACAACCACCUUCGCCUGUGCGAGAAGGUUCAGAGGAAGGCUCCUCACCAAGGGCUUCAUUGUCGGACAAUGGGACCGUAAAUCAGAUUCCUGACUAUAAUAGCAUGUCAAGAGCAUACGUUGACUCACUGGAGAACACACCAGAGAUUAAUGCUCAGAUUUCUAAGUUGAGAGAGGAGAAAAAUACUGCAAUUCAGCAAAAUAAAAGGCUUAUGCAAGAACUGGAGCUCUUGAAACGUCAAGGUAACCGGAGCCAUGGAGGCAUCCCAUUCGUGUAUGUUAUUAUUGUUGGCUUGAUUGGCAUCCUUUUAGGGUAUCUUCUGAAGAGAACAUGA
Molecule: messenger RNA, 855 nt
Organism: Fraxinus pennsylvanica
Lineage: Eukaryota; Viridiplantae; Streptophyta; Magnoliopsida; Lamiales; Oleaceae
Source: the annotation of a GenBank genome assembly